AUGGAACAUUUCCAUGCAAGUCUCUCCAACAUCCAUUGCGAGAGUUGUGCGGUGGCUAUCCACAAGGUGUUUUCUCGUCACUUCAAGGUCACCCAGGUGGAUCACUUUCCCAGCGUGGAGGAAGUACAGCAGCUCGCCAGCCAGCAGGUGCUACUCUAUGUUGAUGACAGAAGCGUGGACGUUUUCGGCAACAAUAACGACCACGACGACUCGGUGUUUGGUCACGUGACCAAGCCCAUGGUUCGCCAGCUUCUACGAGCCGGCUUUCAUGUGUUGGCGUGGGAAGUGACCAAGGAGGGCCAGCCUAUAUCCAGUUCUAAGGAUGCUGAAACGAAGCCCGAAAGUGUCGACGGCUUUUUUGACAUUUGGGCCCUCUACAACCGUUACUUCUCCUACAAGUCCGCCAAAACCCAUAGGAAGAAUUGCAAAAUCUGCCAUGAUAGCCCCCAAAAAUUCGAGAAAGAUUCGGAGAAUGAUUGCGACUCUAUAAAUACCGUGGAAACCGUGGUGAAUAAGCCAGACACGGAAUACAGAGCCGUGUUCACCAUUUCUGGUAUGACUUGUGCUUCGUGUGUGCAAGCCAUUUCUGAGCAAAUCAGUCGCUUUAUACAGAACGAAAUGGAUCCAAAACAGCCAGACGAAUCCAAAUACUCUGUUAGUCUCCUUCAAAAUAUGGCUGUAGUGAUAAUCCCCAAUAAGCAUGUCAUAAACAAAAUUAUUGAUGGUAUUAACGACCUAGGUUAUGAAGCAAAAUUAAUCGAGGUCUUACCAGUUCAAACUUCCAUCAAUAGAAAGGUUAUUGGAAUUAUUGGUGGGAUGACUUGUGCUGCUUGCGUGAAUGCCAUACAAACUGCUGUAAAUGAAUUACCAUUCAUCCUCGAAUGUGCGGUGAAUUUAGUAUCCAAAUCAGGUCAGUUUGUGCUUGAUGAUUCAGGAGACGAAGAUGAGAACUUGAAAACGCUUACAGAAAAAAUUGAAGAUUGUGGAUUUGACUUCGAAGUCAUGAAAUCAGAGAAAAUCAACUAUACACUGGGAAGAAAGAAAACCAGAUCGAUUAACAUCAACGUGAAAGGUAUGUUCUGUGAGCACUGUCCUGAAAUAAUCACCCAGUAUUUGUCUAGUUUUGGUGAAGCUGUGAUUAUCAGCGACCCCAUAACUUUGGAGAACCCAUUCAUCAAUUUCACCUACAUUCCAGGAGAAGAAAUCAACGUCCGUAAAUUUUUAUUUGAUUUAAAUCACCUCAAGCCUAGCGAUCACGAUUCCUAUAAAAUUGAUCCAUUAGCCCCUGGUGUUUUCGAGUGUGAAAUUAUCGAGCCUGUCUCAAUGGAUGAGCAUUUACGCAAAUUAUCGAAGCAAGAAGUUUUCAACUUAUCUAUUAGGUUAGUUAUUGCUACUGUCUUCGCUAUUCCUACGUUUGUUUUCGGUGUGGUGGCAAUGUCGUUAUUGCCAUCAUCUAAUAAAUUCAAGAAAUGGGUUGAUGAGCCAACCUGGGCAGGAAAUGUGGCCAGGAAUUGUUGGAUAUUACUCUUUUUGAGCACACCCGUCUACUUCUGUGCCGCUGACAUAUUUCAUAGAAAGGCAAUCAAGGAGUUGAAGAACUUGUGGUUGAAUAAAAACUCAUUCCGCAAGCGCUUAUUCAGAUUUGGAUCUAUGAAUCUCUUGAUGUGUUUGGGAACCACAAUCUCCUAUUUUGCUAGUAUCGUACUCUUGGUAUUGGCAUCCAAACAAGAGCGUGAUCCACACCAUGGAUCCGAUACUACUUAUUUUGAUUCUGUUGUCUUUCUUACAUUCUUCCUUUUAAUUGGAAAACUCUUGGAAAGUAUCACAAGGUCUAAAACAGCUGACGCAAUUUCAAGCUUAAGCGAUUUAAAAGCUGCUGAAGCUACAUUAGUUGAGCUUGAUGACGAGGGUAAUUACACCAACGACCAAAUUAUUGAUGUGAAAUUAUUAGAGACGGGAGAUUACUUACGAGUUAACCCAGGCGAGUCUCCACCAGUAGACUGUGUCAUUAUCAGUGGGGAAUCUGAAUUUGAUGAAUCUGCCUUGACUGGUGAAUCAAGACCCGUCAAGCAUAUCCUGGGACAUCAGAUCUUUUCAGGUACUGUGAAUACAGGAGCAAUGGGAGUCAUUGGUAGAAUUAUUAGUUUGGAUGGCGAUUCCUUGAUUGACCAAAUUGUCAGCACCGUGAGAGAUGGCCAGUUACGAAAGGCCCCCAUCGAAAGAACCGCCGAUAAAUUGACCAGCUACUUUGUUCCAGUAAUAACAGCGUUAGCUAUUAUUACGUGGGUAAUUUGGUUGAGUUUGGGCCAUUCUGGUGCAUUGCCUGAGCAUUACUUGGAUGUCGAUGUUGGUGGAUGGACGGUAUGGUCCUUAGAAUUUUCGAUUGCUGUGUUCGUGAUAGCAUGCCCGUGUGGGAUUGGCUUAGCCGCUCCAACUGCGUUGUUUGUGGGUUCAGGAUUGGCUGCGAAAUACGGUAUUUUAGCUAAAGGAGGAGGUGCUGCUUUCCAGGAUGGCGCAAACACUUCUACCAUCUGUUUCGACAAAACUGGAACCCUUACCAAUGGAGAUGUUCGAGUUACUGAUUUUUAUUUUGGCUCGAAAGAAAAUGAACAAUCGCAAGUUUUGAGGUCUUUCGCUUUGCAAGUAACCAGGGAUAUGGAAGUUACUUCCAAGCAUCCGUUGGCCAAGGCUGUCAAGAAGUUUGUGGAUGAAUUCACAGGAAAAUCACUUUCUCCCAACAAAAUUCCUUCCGUUGAAACUGUACCAGGAAAAGGUCUUCGUGGAGAAAUAAUCUUUGAAGCAAAUACCGAGUUGUGGAGCCAGUAUGAGCCUUCCGAGGCGAUUCUUGGCAAUGAGAAAUUUUUGGUUGAGAAUGGAGUCUCUAUUAAUAUGCAUGAAGUACUGGUAUUGACCCGAUGGAAGAACGAGUGCAAGUCUGUCAUUUUGGUGGCAAUCAAGUGCCAGAAAAUCUACAAGGAUGAUCAAUUUCAUUUAGUUAUGAUGAUGGCAGCUCGGGACCAGAUCAGAAGCGAGACAAUCAAGGUUAUUGAGUUCCUCAAACGCCAAAAAAUAGACUGUUGGAUGAUUACUGGUGAUAAUAGCAUCACCGCCCAUGCAAUUGGUAAAGAAAUUGGUAUCACCAAUAUUGUGAGUGAAGUUCUACCUGACCAAAAACAACUCCAUGUGGAAAGAAUACAAAAAUUGAGUGGUGGAGUAGUUGCAAUGGUAGGCGAUGGUAUCAACGAUGCGCCUGCUUUAGCCACUGCUGAUGUGGGAAUUGCCUUGUCUUCAGGUGCUGAUUUGGCAGUCACUUCCAGUGACUUUAUCCUCUUAAAUAAGGCCCAACCAUUGGUCGCAUUGGUCACCUUGCUCGACUUGUCUCGGGUUGUAUUCAACAGGGUUAAAUUCAAUUUCUGUUGGAGUUUGGUUUACAACAUGAUUGGUGUUCCUGUUGCAGCAGGGGUUAUUUAUCCAUACCACAAUACCAGAUUAAGUCCAGUAUGGGCAAGUGCGGCUAUGGCCCUUUCCUCCGUGAGUGUUGUGAUGAGCAGUUUGGCAUUGAAAUUGUAUAGACCAAAGGUCCAGGUUGAGGAGGUUUUUGAGAAUAAAAGUGAAGCGGUUAUAGAAGCUCAAUAG
Suhomyces tanzawaensis NRRL Y-17324 is the source of this 3636-nucleotide messenger RNA. It is a transcript of the gene CRP1, whose product is annotated as Crp1p. Bases 1 to 3636 code for a protein of 1211 amino acids. Gene Ontology annotation, cellular component: membrane. Gene Ontology annotation, biological process: monoatomic cation transport; copper ion homeostasis. Gene Ontology annotation, molecular function: ATP binding; ATP hydrolysis activity; P-type divalent copper transporter activity. The record is from RefSeq and is a predicted model, not a curated record. NCBI's taxonomy places the organism in Eukaryota, Fungi, Ascomycota, Pichiomycetes, Serinales, Debaryomycetaceae. The transcript has a single exon.